CGGGAGCGGCGGCAGACGCGGAUCUCCCACCCCCUCCCUUCUCACGGGCUGUCCCCCUACCCAGUGGUGGUUGCCGCCCGACCCUCUGGCAAGGUGAUGGCCCGGGCCCCUGGCGCGGGCUAACGUGCUUGGGUGCCCGACCAUGGGCUGUAUUGGCUCUCGGAGCCCAGCGGGUCAGGUAUUUCAGAGGACCACCAGCUGGCUGAAGCUCAGGGACAGAGACGGCUGCUCCAGCUAAAAGUGGCCUCGGACCCCGCGUGGGCUGUGGAGUGGAUAGAACUUCCUCGUGGUCUCUCUUUGUCCUCCUUGACAUCUGCUCGAACCCUUCGUGGCUGGAGCCGGUCUUCCCGUCCUUCCUCCGUGGACAGCCAGGACUUGCCAGAGGUGAAUGUUGGAGACACAAUCGCAAUGCUGCCCAAGUCCCGGAGAGCCCUGACCAUCCAGGAGAUCACUGCGCUGGCCCGAUCCUCCCUGCAUGGUAUUUCCCAGGUGGUUAAGGACCAUGUGACCAAACCUACAGCCAUGGCCCAGGGCCGAGUGGCUCAUCUCAUUGAGUGGAAAGGCUGGAGCAAGCCUAGUGACUCACCCGCUGCCCUGGAGUCGGCCUUUUCCUCCUAUUCGGACCUCAGCGAGGGUGAACAAGAGGCUCGCUUUGCAGCAGGAGUGGCGGAGCAGUUUGCUAUUGCAGAAGCUAAGCUCCGGGCUUGGUCUUCAGUGGAUGGUGAUGACUCUACUGAUGACUCCUAUGAUGAGGACUUUACUGGGGGAACUGACACAGACAUGGCUGGGCCUCUGGGGCCCCACCUCCAGGACCUGUUCACAGGCCACCGAUUCUCCAGGCCUGUGCGCCAGGGCUCUGUGGAGCCAGAGAGCGACUGCUCACAGACCGUGUCCCCAGACACCCUGUGCUCUAGUCUGUGCAGCCUGGAGGAUGGGUUGCUGGGCUCCCCGGCCCGACUGACCUCCCAGAUGCUAGGUGAAGAGCUGCUCCUUGCCAAACUGCCCCCAAGCCGGGAAAGUGCCUUCCGCAGCCUGGGUCCAUUGGAAGCCCAGGACUCGCUCUACAAUUCACCCCUCACGGAUUCCUGUCUUUCCCCUACUGAGGAGGAGCCUGACCCUUGCAAGGACUGCCAGCUGCUCUGCCCACUGCCCAUGGGCAGCUGGGAACAGCAAUGGCAAACUUCUGACGUAGCCUCUUCUGGGGUGGUGUCCUUAGAUGAGGAUGAGGUGGAACCUGAGGAACAGUGACCCAAAUCAUGCCUGGUGGUGGCAUGCGUAUCCUGGCUGCUGCUGGGGCAGAGCCUCUGUGCCCGUGUGGGCUCUGCAGCCUAGAGUGCUCCUGGGAGCACUCUCUUCUCCAUUGUGUGUUUUGCAUGAAAGUGUUUGGAGAGGAGGCAGGGCCGGGCUGGGGGCGCAUGUCCUGCUCCCACUCCUGGGGUUUGCUGGGGCUUGCCCGGGGCCCCUGGGGCAUGGCUACAGCUGUGGCCGACAGUGAUGUUCGUGUUCUUAAGUCUCAAAUGCCACAUUUCCUCUAGGGAUGAUGUGAACCUGAGGGGUUGUUCUUACUGGGCUGGGGGGGCAGGGUGGAGGGAGACUGGCUGCCUCCUCCCCCCUUCCCAGAGCUGCUUUCCUCUGCUUCUCAUCUUUGAGUCCUGCGCAGUGCUUGAUAGACCCGCCUCCACCUGGGGGGCUGGCUCCUGCCCUCCCAGAGUCUACGGAUUGAGCUGUCCCCUAAGGGCCCCUCGCCUAGCUGGGCUCUUGCUGUGCUUCACCUCCUCAUCUCUAAAUCUUUUUUUCUUAAAAGUCAGAGGGCUUCUGGUCUGUUCUUUCAGCCGAUCUUCCCUGGGAGACAUUGGGGUGAUGAAAGUGCAUCCUCCAACCUUUUCCUGCCCCGCUCCCCAAGCUUUGGGCCCUUUCCCAGCAUAGCAGGCUUACGCAGAGUCCUGGGUUGGGUGGGACUGGGAAAAGGCAUGACUCUUGUUGCUACAGAGCUGGGACUUCUAUGCUCCUCCAGAAAGGACCACAAGGAUGUCACAGAGGUGGUCAAGAAGCUGUCAGCUGCUGCCUGUUCCUGGCCAGAAUUGUGCCAAUGAGUUGGUAGUCAUGACGGAGAACCUCCCCUUAAGGGAGGAAAGAAGAUAGUGCUUUUCCCAACGGAAGGCCAUAGUUACAGGGCUAGGGCCCUGCACCAGCCAGAGUGUUAAUGACCAGGUAGCAGAGGCCUCUUGCAGAUUCUGCAUUCCUCGGACACUAACUCUAGAGCAGUGGGGAGGGUAGGUGGCUGCAGAAUGAGGAACCUUGUAGGCUUUGGCAGGUAAGAAGAUUCAAGGUAAGAACAAGAGCCAAUGGCACAAGGUUUCUAUAUACGACUGGCUCAUUAAGUGUUUAUUUUAUUCUAUUUAAGAAUUUGUUUUAUUAAAUUAAUAUAAAAAUCUUUGUAAAUCUCUA
This is a messenger RNA of Jaculus jaculus (lesser Egyptian jerboa), 2448 nucleotides long. It is a transcript of the gene Fam131a, whose product is annotated as family with sequence similarity 131 member A. The transcript has 7 exons. Bases 409 to 1248 code for a protein of 279 amino acids. Lineage: Eukaryota; Metazoa; Chordata; Mammalia; Rodentia; Dipodidae. The record is from RefSeq and is a predicted model, not a curated record.